AAAAAUCCGUUUCACCUGGGUUUUUCUUUCUUUUUUGAGCUCCAUUCAAAUCUAAAUGAAUUUGUUGGAUGGAGUGCUUUGCUCAGUGGGAGAGACACAGAAAAAAUAUGUCUACAAACAAGUAAAGUGUUGUCUGCUUUAGGAACAGAAACUCUCAGACCUAGUUCUGCUGCACUGUGUGUAGCUUAUAUUGCUGUUGUUGAGUUACCUCGUGGGGAGUGGCCAGAUCUCAUUUUAUUACUUACCCAGAAUAUGACUAACAUAAACUCUACUGAAAUGACCAAAGAGGCCACACUAGAAGCAAUAGAAUACAUCUGUCAGGAUAUAGAACCAAAUGUUCUUGUUUCACUGUCAAAUGAUAUCCUGACUUUUCAUGGGAUUAGAAAAGAUGAACGUAAUGAUCAUGUUGAGCUUGCCGCAACCACUGCACUUCUAAACUCGGCCAACUUUGAGAAAGAAUCUGAGAGGCAUGUGUGCAUGCAGGGAGUGUGUAAAAAUGCUCUGUCUGCUGGUAAAAAAAUCUGUUAUAAUGUGGAAAUGCAAAAGUUACUGAAAUUCCUUAAAACUGUAAAAAGAGACUUUUACUACCAGCAAGUUCUCUUGGAUUUGUAUCAUCAAAUGAAAAUCUUUAUGAAUAGCAACGGUUACGCCUCUAAAGGCUUACCUGAUUUAGAACACCUGAUAAAGCUAAGAAGCAUCCGUGAUGUUAUACAUUCUAGUAAAAUAGAACAAUGGAAAAAAUUAUUCAAUUACAUUAAAUCUAAUGAUCUUUCUGAAUUUGUUAAACCUUUAAAGGAACUAAUCGAAGAAUAUGAAGAAUUUAAGAAAUUUCCUUCAUAUACAGCCAAGGUUGGAUAUAUUCUAGAUAAAAUUUUUUUAAUAGGGCAAAAUUGCAGAGACUACACAUUGGAAGAAAAAAGAGAAAUUGCUGCCUUAAUUGUUCCCUGCCUUCAACCGUUAAAAGUAUGCAUUAAAUCAAUUUAUAGAACACCAAGAACAAGACUCGACUGCUAUAUUCGGCAAAGAAGGUCGGCUUUACAAUUUAUAGCUGAGGAAUACUCUCGGUUUCCUCUAGAUGGAAAAAUUUUAGCAAACGAUUUGGAGAAAGUAAGCCUAAAAGAAUCCAUUGAAAUACUAGAUAACCUAAUCGAAGAGUAUCGUGAUUUAUCAUCAGAAGAUUCAGAUACCGACUUGGAAGAAGCAGGUUCAACUCUAAUGCCACGCAGUCAUUCAUGGUGGACCAAAUAAGUUAUAGUUCAUGAUUUUUUUUUUUUU
Messenger RNA from Parasteatoda tepidariorum (common house spider), 1275 nucleotides. RefSeq lists its product as uncharacterized. The record is from RefSeq and is a predicted model, not a curated record. NCBI's taxonomy places the organism in Eukaryota, Metazoa, Arthropoda, Arachnida, Araneae, Theridiidae.